Messenger RNA from Culex pipiens pallens (northern house mosquito), 1670 nucleotides. RefSeq names its product zinc finger protein 271-like. Bases 107 to 1492 code for a protein of 461 amino acids. Lineage: Eukaryota; Metazoa; Arthropoda; Insecta; Diptera; Culicidae. Gene Ontology annotation, biological process: regulation of transcription by RNA polymerase II. The record is from RefSeq and is a predicted model, not a curated record. Gene Ontology annotation, molecular function: RNA polymerase II cis-regulatory region sequence-specific DNA binding; DNA-binding transcription factor activity, RNA polymerase II-specific. The transcript has a single exon.
GUUUACCUUUUCUUUUGUUUGACAGUUCUUCUCACAAAAAAAAGUGUUUUCAAUUUUCUGAUCUGCUCCGAUAAAAAUUGUCUCGUAAAAUCGUGAACUCUUCGCGAUGUCCUCAAAGGGCGGUGCCGGCACCGCCGGCGAAGACGAACCCUUCCCGACCAAUGUGACGAUUCUGCAGUACCUGCUGGAGAAUGAUGCCGGGACGGCCGCCGCCGCAGCAACCAAAUCGUCGUCGACGGGCGUUGGCCGACCCACAAAGAGUAAACCGUCGGGAAGGGCGGCGGAACCGCCGAUUACGGUGCACGAGUGUCCCGUGGCGGGGUGUGGCAAGCAGUACCUACAGCUGGACCAUUUGAAGGCCCACGAGCGGAUCCAUUCGGGCCAGUUGGUGUGCAACUGGGAGACGGAACGGGUUGACGAGGGCGUGGCCCACGGUGGCGAAAGUGGGUUGCGAUUUUUGCUGCAGAACGAGAAUCUGGAGCUGGUUUACGAGGGAGAGGAUGGGGAUGAUGGUGGGAAGGAAUCGGCGAGGGAGGAGGAGGAGGUUGAUGCUUCGGAUUUUGAGGAAGAUGACGACGAAGUGGUCGAUUUUUCGAUUGCUCCGGAUUCACCGGGCGAUCCCCGGCAGGUUGUUCAAGUGUUCGACGCGGAAGUGCUGGCCAAUGACUUCAUCGUCCUGGAGGAAGAUCCUGACGAGUACGUGCAGAUCAACCUGAAUCACAACCAACCGAUGCGGACCACUUCGACGAAAGUCCGGAAGUAUGUCUGUCCGUGGGACGGUUGCGAACGAGCCUACACCAAAUCGUCCCACGUAACUGCUCACAUGCGUGUCCACACGGGAGAGCUGCCAUUUGCCUGCCCGUGGGGAGGUUGUGAAGACAGGUUCGCUCGGGCAGAAACUCUCUCCCGUCACUACCGGAGACAUUCCGGCGAACGGAACUACGUAUGCCCCCAGUGUAACUCAACCUUCGCCCGCAGUGACCACCUGCGGGGCCACAUGAAACGCCAUAAAAUCGACGAAUUCGUCAUCGAACGCGUCAUCAAAGCCGGUCCGCAGGACAAAUCCAAACCCACCUCAACACCACCACCACCACCCGCCAACACCACAAUGUCCUCGAAGCUCUCCGCAAUCUCAACCCGCACCGCCAACAAAUCCAAGCGGAAACGAAAGCCCUCAACGCCGGCUUCCGGACUGCCGCGAAACUACGCCUGUUCCUUCCCCGAUUGCGACAAAACCUACACCCGGGCGAGUCACCUGAAGGCGCACGAAAUUCUCCACGGCAAGGCGCUCCCGUUCCGCUGUCCGUGGGAGGACUGCGAGCGGUCGUUCGCCCGUUCGUUUGAACUCUCACGCCAUCGGCGGCAGCACACCGGCGAGAAAAAGUUCAUAUGCCACAUCUGCCGCUCGACCUUCGCCCGCAGUGACCACCUGUCGGUGCACGUGAAGAGGCACACGCUGCGGGAGGUAGGUUCUGAUAAAGCAGAUCAUUAAAAGCGAAUUUGUUAGUUUCAGAAUCAAGACGAUUAGUGGGGAGCGGAGCAGCGGACGGAAUCGUAUACGAGAUUAAUCAAAAAGUGUCUAAGUCAACUGUAUGGGGUGUGGAAAAGUGAAUUGUUUGACCCCUUGCAAAGUAUUCCUAUUGGUACAAUAAACGUUUCUAUUAUUUCUA